Stegastes partitus (bicolor damselfish) is the source of this 1898-nucleotide messenger RNA. RefSeq names its product ras association domain-containing protein 8. Bases 108 to 1271 code for a protein of 387 amino acids. NCBI's taxonomy places the organism in Eukaryota, Metazoa, Chordata, Actinopteri, Pomacentridae. The record is from RefSeq and is a predicted model, not a curated record. Gene Ontology annotation, biological process: signal transduction. The transcript has 5 exons.
CUCUCAGCUGCCCACCAGCCUGAACACACAACGGUGAGAAAGAAGAAGGACUGUCAAUGAAACAGGAGCUUCAGCUGGAAGGUCACAGGCGGUGCUGAGAGCGAGUGAUGGAGCUGAAGGUGUGGGUGGAGGGUGUGGUCAGAGUGGUUUGUGGCCUGUCACUGACCACUUCAUGUCAGGACGUCGUCAUAGCUCUCGCACAAGCAAUUGGUCAGACAGGCCGGUACGUUCUUAUCUUGAAGCUACGAGCGAAUGAGAGACACUUGGUGGCUGAAGACUGUCCCCUGCAGCAGCUGGCUCAGCUGGGACAGCAGGCUGCAGAGGUCCAGUUCAUCCUGCGGAGGACCGGUCCCAGCCUCAGUGAGGGUCCAAACACACCCUCCACAGUGAGACGCCUCCCCCUGCCCAGACCAUCAGAACCAGAGCCCCUCAAACACCACAAAGAGCCGCAAAAGGCCUUCACUUUCAAUCUGGGACCCUCGACCUAUCCUAAAAGGACUAAACCAGACAGAGGCUGGUCUCCGUCGCCCAGAGCCUCGCCUGAACCCCGGGCUUCUCCUGUUUCUUUCAUAGACCCUCCAAACUCUGCGAAGGCCUCCAAAGAGGAGGUGUUUAGGCAGAUUCUGCAGCAACAGAGGAGGCUGCAGGACCUGGAUAUUCAGCUUCAAGCUCUGGAGAGAGAGACAGAGCAGUGGGAGAGGUACUCUGCUGCAGCCCCAAGUCCGACUCCAGGCCUUGCAGAGGAACUGGAGGAACUGGAGCAGCGGCUGAGGCAGACCGAGGCAGAGCUGACGCAUGCAGAGCCCUGGGAGGAACAGUUACAGGAAGAGAUAGAGCGGGAACGAGAUAUGCACAAGCGUCUGCACCAGAUACACUCGUCCAUAGAUGAUCAGAGUUACAAGAUCAGGGAGCUCCAAAGUCGCUCUGCACAUCUCGAGCAGGACCUGCAGCUUACAGCCCACAGCCAGAGCUCUCGGGCGGGAACACCACAGCCAGACGAGGCCCUGAGGCCCCUGAAGCAGGAGCUCCACAACCGGCUGCAGCUGGGUGAAGAACUGGAUGCAACACUGUCAGAGACGCAGAGGGAGCUACAAACUGCAGAGGAAAGGGUAAAGGACAGAUUGGGGACGAUCGAGGAGCUGAACAAGGAGCUGAGACACUGUAAACUGCAGCAGUUCAUCCAGCAGACUGGUGUAACUCCACACACUGACCAGACAAACUCCCUACUGGUCAACGAAGUUUACCUCAGCAAUGCUGGUAUUGUGGAGUAGAAGGAGCCAAGACUCUGUCACUGAAUAUCAGCAGGUUGAUUAAAAUAAUUCUUACCUACACUUUGGCUUUCUUAAGUCAAAUAUUAAAACAGAAAAUAGUGACAGUGAAGAACCUACAAUUCCUGUUAUGGGAAUUUCUAUCUUCUCAGAUCACAUAAAGAAGGAAAUGCAGCAAAAAUUGUAGGAAAAAAGUGAAAGUCAAACUAAGUGAAUGUAGCAAAGUGAACAACAUCUUCCUCAUUGAUGUGAUGGGUACAUAUGAAAAUUCUGACUAUAUGCUUAUACCUAAACAGCAUUUUCUGUUUCUGCUGCAGGACUGGAAAAAAAAAACAUGUUCUCAGAAACCUUUGAAACCCGUCCACAGUAGAGUGUGUGUGUGUGUGUGUGUGUGUGGUUAGAAAUCACUGCCAGUAUCUCUAAAAAGAAAAGGACUUUUAUAUGAAGUAAUGUUGAUGCUACUUGUUUUUUUUGCUUGUUAAUAUUUUAUACUUGUCACAUGAGUCUGUAUUGUAAUUAACAGUUCACACAGCUGUUGAAGACUAUAAUAAUGUUAUUUUUUUUGUAUUUUUAAACAACGGACUGCACUGUACUCCUUUUCUGAAUUAAAGUUCCCCUGAUGCAGAAGUA